Messenger RNA from Cinclus cinclus, 2734 nucleotides. RefSeq names its product alpha-1,6-mannosyl-glycoprotein 4-beta-N-acetylglucosaminyltransferase-like. Lineage: Eukaryota; Metazoa; Chordata; Aves; Passeriformes; Cinclidae. The coding region runs from base 1243 to 2637 and encodes 464 amino acids. The transcript has 5 exons. Gene Ontology annotation, molecular function: acetylglucosaminyltransferase activity. The record is from RefSeq and is a predicted model, not a curated record. Gene Ontology annotation, biological process: protein N-linked glycosylation.
UUCAGUGUCUGAGAAGCAGUGAGCAAGUCAGCAGUGAUCAACAAUAAUCUUAAUUCCCAUCCCAGCAGAUCCAAGUUUAAGGAAGGAAAAAGGCAUAAAUGAUCAAACAAAGGAAUUACUUCAAAGAGGAGUUGUAAGGCAGAAGUCUCACUUGAGUGUAAAGGUACUGAAGUUCUCACACUUGUGCUUUUCUCUGAAAAGAUCUAAACUUUUAAAACCAGAAGCUGCUUUUCAGAGAACAUAAACAGGAAGGGAGAGGAGGGGAUAAACUAAAAUAACUGAAGCAGUGAUGAAGGACUCAAUUCGGUCUUUUCAAAGAGCAGUGUGGAAAUCUUUUCUCUUAAAAGGCCCCAAGCAGCCACUGAUCUGGCCUUUGACUAAACAAAUUGAUUUCUGUGAGGAAGAAGCAACCCUGAAACUUCCUGUGGCUCUGGGCUGACUGAGAAGUCAGGGGUGCAGGGGCUGGGCCUCUCAGGAGUGUGGUCUCACCAGAAUGAAUCUGGCUGGAGGUUUAAUUGAACACGUGGCUCUCUGGGGAGGUGCGGAGGAGGUGCUGCAAGGCAGGGGAGCAGCUGUGCAGAUAGAGACCCUGGACUGAGCUUUGCUGACGAUCAGAUAUCAGCUCCUCAGUCCUGCACAUCACAUCUGGUUCCAAGCAGGAGGAUCAGCACUUGUCCAUGUAGAAUGUUCAGUGAAGUUUCUGAAAGAGAGGGAGUUCUGCCAUCUCAGUUUGGAUUCUGUGGUCUUUGUGGGUCCCUUCCAGUUCAGAAUAUCCAGUGAUUCUGUGACCCCACGUGACCCUGGUGUAACUGCCCAGGAGGAGUUUCUUGCAUGUGCCUCUGCUGCUCUGUAAAUCACCACUAAGGACAGCUGCCCCAACCUUGGAUCUGUGUUGGAGGCUCUUCAUGUUGAUUUCAAAUGCACAUGGGACAGGCCCUGCCUCACAGUUCCCCUUUUCACCACUGCUGAACUUCUGUUGAUGCCACCAGUGCAGGAUGGGCCGUUGGCAGCCAGACAUUCUCCAGCAACCAGAAAAACCAUUGGCCCCCCAGAGUGGCCAAAGCCUGGCCUGGCAUGUGGCCAAGCUUUGCCCUUUCCAGCUCGCCUUGUGGCCCUGGCUGUAGAUCCCAGAUGUCCAGGCUUGGAAAUCCACAUCCAGGGUGGCAUCAGUGUGAUGUCUCUGUGUCUCAGGCGGAUCCCUAAUGCUGCUCCCCCCUGAGCUGGCCUCAGCCAGCAGGGGCCAUGCGAUGUUCCCUGAAACGCUCCCUCACAGCUCUGCUCACUGCCUCCUUCCUCCUCCUCCUCCUCUUGCUCCUCCAUUGGGACAGCCAGCAGGCACAGGAUCCCCUGGAGGUGGAGUUCAGGGGCCUGGCUCCCAACACGAUCCUGCUGCAGCCAGAGGGAGACCACCGCAUCCUCAGGGACACAGAUGAGCUCUCUGUACUCCACAAUGUCUCCUACCAGCUCCUUGCUGGCUCUCCAGCUUCCCAAAAAAAAUUCCUGGCAGUGGGAAUGGCGUCUGUGCAGAGGCCGCGUGGUUUCUACCUCCUGGCCACACUCCAGUCCCUCUUCAGCCAGUCCACGGAGGAGGAGCUGCAGGAGAUGGUGGUGGUGGUGCACCUGGCUGACACCGAUCCUGGCUGGAACAUGCACGUUGCCACCACCAUCGCUCAGAAGUUCACUCGCCACAUCCUCCUGGGCCAGCUCCUCCUGAUCCAUGCUCCCCCUGAGUUCUACCCCACCCUGGAAGGACUGAAGAGGAACUUCAACGACGCAGAGGAGCGGGUGAGGUUCCGCUCAAAGCAGAAUGUGGACUAUGCCUUCCUGCUCGCCUUCGCUGCCAACCUCUCCUCCUACUAUCUGAUGAUUGAGGACGACGUGUGGAGCGCCAGGUCCUUCCUGACAGCCAUCCGCAAGGCACUGGCUUCCCAGGAGGGCUCCAACUGGGCCACCCUUGAAUUCUCCAAGCUGGGCUAUAUUGGAAAGCUCUACCGUUCCAGUGACCUUCCUCGCCUGGCUCGCUUCCUCCUCCUCUUCUACCAGGAAAUGCCCUGUGACUGGCUGCUGGUCCACUUUCGCCAGCUGCUCACCCAGAAAGACGUGAUCCGCUUCAAGCCAUCCCUCUUCCAGCACAUGGGCCUCUACUCCUCCUUCCAGGGCACCAUCAACCGGCUAGAGGAUGAGGAUUUCCAGCCUGAUGCCUUGGAUCUCCCAGACAACCCACCAGGAUCCCUGUACACCAGCAUGUCCAUCUUUGAGAACUAUGAGCCCCUCAAGGCCUAUGGCUCAGCACAGGGGUACUUUUGGGGCAAAGACCCAGCAGCUGGCAGUACUUUUUCCAUCGUGUUCCAGCAGCCAGCUCGAGUCAGCCGUGUCCGGGUGCUCACGGGCUCCGUGGAACGCCCGGGCGAUUUCCUGCACGCAGGGCUGUUGGAGCUGGGCCAGCACCGGGACCACAGCCGGGAAUGCUCCUCCUACAUCCCUGUGGGCUCCUUCAAGAAGGGGACCCUGGAGCAGCAGGGCCUGGAGAAGGUCCUGCCUGGGCCCGUGGAGUGCGUGAGGAUCCGGGUGACGCAGGACCAGAGUGAGUGGCUCAUCAUCCAGAGCAUUGAUAUCUGGACCACAGCAAGCAUUUGAGCACACUGUGGGAGAGUGUCAAAGCAGCUGUAUUUGAUUCUAUGGAGUCCUUUAUUUUUCACAUUCUCUUUUUGGAUAAGAAAUUAAGUUAUUGACA